AUGUUUCUUUCUUUCUCUUUUCCUCAUUUCUUUCUUUUUUUCUUUCUUUCUUUUUUUCUUUCUUUCUUUACUUCUGAAGCAAUCACUGGCUUCGCCUUAUAUUAUCUUUUACUGUUUUCUUUUAUCACAUGUCCCAUCUUUCUUAUUUCUUUCUUUCUUUCUUUCCUUCUUUCUUUCUUUCUUUCUUUCUUUCUUUCUUUCUUUCUUUCUUUCUUCUCGUCUCCUUUCACUCCCUCUAUCUUUUGUCUCUCUUUUACUUCCGCCAUUUUCUUUUUAUACUUUUCUUUUAUUUUUUUCUUUUAUAGAAUCUCCUAUCCUUCUUUCUUUCUUUUUUAUUUAUUCCUUUCUUUCUUUUCCUCUUUCUUUCUUUCUGUCUUUCUUUCUUCUUUUGAUCUCAUUUCUAUUUUUUGUCUCUCUUUUUCUUCUGUCAUUUUCUUUUUAUACAUUUCUUUUAUUGUUUUCUUUUAUAGCAUCUCCUAUGCCUCUUUCUUUAUUUCUUUCUUUCUUUCUUUUUCUGAUAUCAUCUCCUUUCUCUUCUCCAUCUUUUGCCUCCCUUUUACUUCUGCUAUUUUCAUUUACUUCUUUCUUUUAUCGCAUCUCCUGUGCCUCUUUCUUUCUUUCGCUUUUUUUUUUCUUCACAUCUCCUUUCACAUCCCCAUGUCUUCUGUCUCUCUUUUAAUUCUGCCAUUUUUUUUUUAUACUUUUCUUUUACCGUUUUCUUUUAUGACAUCUCUCGUGAUUCCUUCUUUCUUCUAUAAAUCUAUUUAUGUAUGCACACUAUCCGAAUUAUAUCAGUGA
Acanthosepion pharaonis is the source of this 798-nucleotide messenger RNA. The record is from the annotation of a GenBank genome assembly. NCBI's taxonomy places the organism in Eukaryota, Metazoa, Mollusca, Cephalopoda, Sepiida, Sepiidae.